AUGUCGGUCGACUACCUCCUCCACGAAUCCUCGGUGGGAUAUGCCGUCUUCGCCGUCAAAUUGCAGUCGGACAGCAUCGGCUCGCGCCUGAAGGAGGUGCAAGAUGCGCAGACGGACCUUGCCAAGUUUGGCAAAAUGGUCCAGCUUAAGUCUUUUGCGCCCUUUCAAGGCGCCGCUCAGGCGCUGGAGAACGCCAACGAUGUCAGCGAGGGAUUGAUGAGCGACUACCUCCAGACUGUGCUCGAGGCCAACCUGCCCAAAGCCAGCAAAAAGAGCAAGACUUCGCUCGGUGUCGGCGACAAAGGAUUGGCGGGUAGCAUCAAGGCGGGAUUUCCCGGUGUAGAAUGCGAGACGCCCGAUACCAGUGAGCUUGCCGGCGACCUCCUCCGUGGUCUGCGCCUGCAUGCGGAGAAGCUGUUGAGCGGUCUCCAAGUCGGUGACAUUUCUCGCGCACAGCUUGGUCUAGGACACGCAUACUCCCGCGCCAAGGUCAAGUUCAGCGUUCAGAAGAAUGACAACCACAUCAUCCAGGCCAUUGCUACCAUCGACCACCUCGACAAGGCCGUCAACACCUUUAGCAUGCGUGUGCGUGAGUGGUACGGAUGGCAUUUCCCGGAGCUCAUCCGAAUUGUAUCAGAGAACCAGAAAUACGCCCAGUGCGCUCUGGCAAUUGGUGACAAGAAGACCCUCACCGAUGACUCCCUGCACGAGCUGGCCAAGAUUGUCGACGAUGACGAGAGCACCGCCAAGGCCAUCAUCGAGGCUGCCCGCGUGUCCAUGGGCCAGGAUAUCGGUGAGGCGGAUAUGGAGAAUGUCAUGAUGUUCGCCAAGCGCACUGCUUCCCUCGCCGCCUACCGCAAGCAAGUCGGCGCUUACCUCGUUACUAAGAUGGGCGUUGUCGCUCCUAACCUUGCCGCAUUAAUUGGAGAGACCGUCGGCGCACGUCUCAUCUCCCACGCUGGAUCCCUCACCAACCUCGCGAAAUACCCCGCCUCGACCGUCCAAAUCUUGGGCGCUGAGAAGGCCCUCUUCCGUGCAUUGAAGACCAAGGGCAACACUCCCAAGUACGGACUCAUCUACCACUCUUCUUUCAUCGGCAAGGCAGGCACCAAGAACAAGGGCAGAAUAUCACGUUUCCUUGCAAAUAAGACCAGUAUCGCGUCCCGAAUUGACAACUUCUCCCAACAACCCACACGGAAGUUUGGAGAGGCAUUGAAGGCACAAGUUGAGGAGCGUCUAAGAUUCUACGCCGAGGGCGUCAACCCGACCAAGAACGCCGAUGCCAUGAAGUCCGCCAUGGAUGCCGCACUUGCGAGCAUCAACGUUGAGGACCCCACCGCCGACGCUUUCAUCGACGACGACGCACCGGGUGUCAGCUCCAAGGCGGAGAAGAAGAGCAAGAAGAGCAAAAAGGUUGACGAGGAUGUUGAGAUGGCAGACGCGAAGCCCAGUAAGAAGGACAAGAAGCGCAAGUCAACAGGUGACGCCGACGCAAUGGACAUUGACGAGGGCAAGAUUGAGAAGAAGCUGAAGAAGGAGAAGAAGGAGAAGAGAAAGUCGGAUGUGCUGGCAGGUGGAGAGGUUCCAGUUGAGCAGAUCAAGGAAAAGAAGAAGGAGAAGAAGAGCAAGAAGUGA
Molecule: messenger RNA, 1635 nt
Organism: Ramularia collo-cygni
Lineage: Eukaryota; Fungi; Ascomycota; Dothideomycetes; Mycosphaerellales; Mycosphaerellaceae
Product: probable SIK1-involved in pre-rRNA processing
Exons: 1
Coding region: 1-1635 (544 amino acids)
Cellular component (GO): box C/D methylation guide snoRNP complex; small-subunit processome
Molecular function (GO): snoRNA binding
Source: RefSeq, a predicted model, not a curated record